UGUUAAUAUGUGCCCAUUUGUCAAACGAAUAAUUUUGGUGAUUUAAUUAUGAAGUUUAAACUAAAAAAAUUUAUGAAAAAUUGAAUAAAAAAUGUUGAUAAGACGGAAAAAGAAAAUUUUUAUUAAAUUUCAAUGUGUUAAAAUAAAUCCUUUCUAAGGAUCUGAUAAUUUUGUUUUGUUUUUUUUUUGUUUUUGUUUUUUGCACUUUGGAAGAGUGAAUCCAAAAAAAAAGGAAAUCAUAGCAAUAUUAACAACGUAACAAUGAUAAUUUACUGUCGAAAAAAUGUUUAUAUUUUAUGUAUUACAAUUUUGGCAAUAUUUAAUAUUUUUAUAACGCAUCGUUUAAUCUCUAUUUCAAAAUGCUCGAAUACAAUUGGCUCAAAUACAAAAACUUUAACUAAAAUUGCUUCAAAUCAACUACAAAAAUCUCAAAAACCACAGAAACAAGUACAACAACAGCAAUCGCAACCACAUCAACAACAACAACAACAUCAAUCACAACAGCAACCACAAAAGCAACAAGCAGCUUUAAAUAACAAUGAACUGUCCAUUAAUAAAUUAAAUGAACCUCCACAAAAUGAAAUAUCAUUAUCACAAUUAAUGCAUUUAGAUUCAAUUAGAAGACCUGAUUUACAGGAUAUAGACAGUAUACCAUUAAGUAAUGUUAACUUCCAUUUAGGCCGUUUUGAUAAUCAAAAUUUAUAUAAAUAUUAUGAUUUUGUAUCAAUUGGACGAAGAUAUGAUUAUAAUAUUGAAGAUAAAAUAUGUUUAGCAACACAAAGUUCAAUUGAACGUUUACAUUUUAUAGCUCAAGUCGCUGCAAAUUGGAAUGGUGCAAUAUCAUUGGCAAUAUAUGUUUCCGGUAAUGAAGAAUUUAAUAUUUUGCAGUAUUAUUUAACAUAUUUAGAAAAUUGUUAUGAAAAUAUACGUGAUAAUGUUAAUAUACAUUUAGCAGUACCAAAAGAUCGAAUACCAUAUAAAUUUAUAACAGAUUUAUCAAAAUAUUUGGAUUUAUUUUCAAGUUGUAAAAUAUCAGCUGAAGCAAUGCUACAAAAAUUAUUAAAAAUACGUACAGUUGAUACAAUUAAAUAUAGACUUAGAACAGCAUACCCACAAAAUCAUUUAAGAAAUUUAGCACGUAAAGGAUGUCAAAGUAAAAAAGUUUUAUUAACGGAUGUUGAUAUAAUACCAAAUAUUAAUUUAGCAAAUCAAUUAGAAACAUUUUUUGAAAAGCAAACAUGUAAAGGUUUAUGUGCUUAUGUGAUACCAACAUUUGAAUUAGAUGUACGAACAAAAUUUCCACAAAAUCGUGCAGAAUUAUUAAGAUUAGUUAAAAAGGGUUUAGCGAGACCAUUUCAUGAAAAAGUUUUUAUAUACAAUCAAUUUGCAACAAAUUUUUCAAAAUGGAUCCAAAAUGAUAAAAUGGAUGGUGACAUUGUUAUUAGCCAUAAUGUGACAAAUUUUGAAUUUCUGUAUGAACCUUUUUAUAUAGCUGACAAUACAGCUCCAAUGUUUGAUGAACGAUUUCUUGGUUAUGGAUUUACGAGGAAUUCUCAGGUAUAUGAAAUGUAUUUGGCAGGUUAUCAAUUUCAAGUUUUAAUACCGGCCUUUACAUGUCACUGGGGUCUUCAAAGGAAGAAAGUACGUCCGGCGUGGCGUGAACAACAAAAUAAUAUAAAUAGAAAAAAAUUUGAAAUAUUUAAUGAUGAAAUCUCAGUGCGAUAUAGAAAAAAAGAAAAAGAUCAAAAAUCAAAAGGAAAAAAAACUUAAGGAUAUACUCCAUGAACACUCGCUAAUAUUUUGUGUAAAAAAAAACUAUAUAUAUAUAUAUAUAGAAAAACUAAUAAUUAAUAAUAAGUUUUUUUGUUUUUUUUUUUGAAUAUAGUGAAACGCUAUGAAUUUUGUGCUAAUAAAAAUUUUGAAAUUGAAAAAUUUAGGCUCUCUUCCACAACAAUAAUAUAAAUUAAAUUGUAAGAUUAUCUUACAAAUAUUUCUGAUAUUAUUUAAAAAAAAAAGAAUUCAAAUAAAUUUUACGAAAAUUUUAUAAAAAAAUAUAAAAAAAGCAAGUUAUUAUAAGCUAAUAAAAAAAAAAUAUUUAAA
This is a messenger RNA of Condylostylus longicornis, 2100 nucleotides long. Its product is annotated as beta-1,4-glucuronyltransferase 1. Gene Ontology annotation, molecular function: glucuronosyltransferase activity. Bases 262 to 1770 code for a protein of 502 amino acids. NCBI's taxonomy places the organism in Eukaryota, Metazoa, Arthropoda, Insecta, Diptera, Dolichopodidae. The record is from RefSeq and is a predicted model, not a curated record. The transcript has 4 exons.